AAUAUUUUAAGUACAGACACACUAUCUAUAAAGAAAGAGAAUGUUCAUUAACAUGUACCCCGUCGCAAUUUAACUGCGAAUCAAUAUAAACCAUUUUUAUGAUUAACCUAUAAUGUUCAAUCGUCGUUGAUUGCCAGCCAAAGAUAAUACAGCUAAUGGUCACAUGACAUGGGUCUAUAAAUACUCUUUACUUGUAAGGUAAUAAUACUCAUGGUUGGAUACAGUACAAGAAGAGGCAACAAUUAAAUAUGGCAUCGACAAAUAAAGAUUUACCUGAAUGUGUUGAAACAGACAACGCAAGUCUUCUAUAUAUUAAAGAAAUUAAAGAAGAGGAAACGUGCGAGCCAUUGAGAUACGUUGCUUUCUCAGAAAAAACAUAUAAUGUGUGUUAUCCACCUGAGAGGUCUCAAGAGCGGUAUACAUUAAGUUUCAGCAAUAGACAGGAUCUAGGUUUCGAGCAGUAUCAAUGUUCUCAAAAUAAAAAUGACUUAGGUUCUGGGUCAGAUUCUGGAGAAGAAGAAAAUAGCCUUUACGGCUCACCAGAAGCAAUUGCACCGUCAGGAAAACCAAAGGCAGUGGUAUCAAUGCGACAAAGACCUUACUUUGAUUACUAUGCGUUGGCAGCAUACACUGAACAAAAACGACCUGUAGUUAUGGCAAACGAGAAUAUAAGACAGCAGAGGAAUGGACCGUAUGCAAACGAAGAAACAUGCAUUAACGGAAACGGGACACUUGCCUUAUCCGGAUCCUCUACAGAAACAACACUUUUAUUCGAAAGGAAUGGUUAUCGUUUGGCGCCCCGUGGCGAAAUGCCAACACAGUCCAGUGAUACAUGCAACAUCUACACUAAACGACUUGAACCAUUCAACCGUCGUACCACAAAUGAUAAGUUUAAGGAUGUUAAUAUGCGUCUUGCAACCUUCUUCGAACGUGUAGAUUGGCCACAUACAAAUCCAACUGCUGAAAUGAUGGCCAGUGCAGGUUUCAUUUUCAAAG
Molecule: messenger RNA, 996 nt
Organism: Ruditapes philippinarum (Manila clam)
Lineage: Eukaryota; Metazoa; Mollusca; Bivalvia; Venerida; Veneridae
Exons: 2
Source: RefSeq, a predicted model, not a curated record